UUUGUUAUGGAAAGUUUUUGAGGGGCGUGUCUGCUGACUCCCUGAGACAGCAAACAGAAAGUGAACUUCCUAGAAGUGCCUGCCGACUAACAUGUGGAAUUACGGAAGCAUGGACGGUCUGCAGACGUAAUGGGUUCACCUGAGCAAUAAAAAGUAAAAGGCGAAAUGGAUGAACACUACGACAGGCCGCUGCAAAACGAGCCCAAGGCGGACACAAACGGUGCUUCAGCUGGGAGUUUUUGGCAGGACCCUUUGGCUAUUGCAUUAAGCAAUACACCUAAAGAUAUAAUUUCUCCCAGGAGCCGAACUAGAGCAGUAACUGUGGUAUACAUUUUAAUAGACGAAGCUGAUUUUCCACAGUCGGAGGAGAAUCUUUCACUAAGAUGCCUGGAAGAGGCUUGUGCCGAUGCCCACGCCAAAAUGAACACCAUUCCAUUUGGGAGUCUUGCGCUUGGAACGACGGAUAUUUUAGACAUCUUCUACAACGCAGACGUUGCUGUGGUGGAGAUGAGCGAUACGUUCUGCCAGCCCUCCCUCUUCUACCAUCUGGGAGUGCGGGAGAGUUUCAGCAUGACCAACAACUUCAUCAUGUACUGUGUGAAGAAGCAGAACGACCUGCAGGCACUCAAGAAAGACAUCUUCCCGAGGAAUGUGGAGCAGUGUGGGAGCUACACCUUCAUUCCCUACACGGUGUCGCCCCAGGGGAAGGUGUUUGCCUGUGAGGCGGGGGUGCAGAUGAAGGGCCUAUCGGAUCUGUUUCAAGCCAACUAUAACAUCGAGCCCCUACUGACGUCCCUCGUCGACCGCCUUGUCAAACUCCUGGAUGAUACACAGAUCCACUCCUGUGAAUAUUUCCGGGAGACAAUCCGACGCGAUAUCCGCACUGCGAGGGAGAGGUACAGCGGGACGGAUCUGAGCAGAGAACUGGUCAAAAUUCAGCAGAGGCUGGAUACAGUGGAGCUGCUGAGUCCUGAUAUAGUGAUGAACCUGCUGCUGUCAUACAGGGAUGUACAGGAUUAUGAUGCUGUUAUCAGACUUAUUAAGACUUUAAAUGACCUUCCAACAUGUGACGUGACUGAGCAGGACAAUGUAAAGUUCCAGUAUGCCUUUGCACUGAACAGGAGGAACCAGCCUGGCGAUCGUCAGAAAGCCCUCCAGGUCAUCCUGCCCGUGGUGGAGAAGGCCGAGCGCGUCGCCUCAGACCUGUACUGCCUGUGUGGCCGGAUUUACAAAGACAUGUUCCUCAGUUCAGGGUUCACAGACCAUGACAGCAGAGACAAGGCUUGCUACUGGUACGGUAAAGCUUUUGAAGGCGAGCCAACACUGCACUCGGGAAUCAACAACCUAGUUCUCUUAAUGGCAGCUGGCCACCAAUUUGAAACAUCAAUUGAACUGAGGAAAAUAGGUGCGAAGCUGAGCAGCCUGCUCGGCCGAAAGGGAAGCCUGGAGAAGAUGAAUUAUUACUGGGAUGUGGGCUUUUACUUUGGAGCCAGUAUCCUGGCCAACGACCACAGCAAAGUCAUACAGGCCUCUGAGAAACUGUACAAGUUAAAGGCGCCCAUAUGGUUCCUGGGAUCAUGCAUGGAGACGUUUCUGCUCUAUAAGAAGUUUGCAAAACACCCUGAAGAGAAAUCGGCGAAGCAAGAACUGUUUGGUUUCUGGAUGGAGCUGUUACUGCAAGCUUGCAAACCCACAGUGUCCACAAUGAGAUGUCCAGUUCUUAUUCUGGAGCCCACCAAAGUGUUUCAGUCCUCCUACCUGAGCGUCUGUGAAGAGGACCUGGACAAGGCUGUCCAACUGUGGCACAUCUGCCCUGCUGAGGAGAAGGGUAUCCACAACUGGACUUUCCCCGCAUCAGACAUUCGAGGUGUGAGUGUUUCGAAAUUUGACGAGCGCUGCUGUUUCCUGUAUGUGCUGCACAAUUCUGAGGAUUUCCAGCUGUUUUUCCCCAGUGAAUCACACUGCAAGGGGUUCUGUGAGUUGGUGAACUCCUUAGCAGAGGAGAAUGCAGUGAAUGUGGUAGAUGCUGCAGUGCGCUCUGAAGGGGUAUUGGAAUAUUCUUAUGAGUAUUCCGAGAGCAGAUAUAAGGUGGUCCUGGGGAAGGGGACCUAUGGAGUUGUGUACGCAGGCAGAGAUCUGAGCAACCAAGUGCGCAUCGCUAUCAAAGAGAUCCCUGAGAAGGACAGCAGGUUCUCUGAGGCUCUUCAUGAAGAGAUAUCCUUGCACAAGCGUCUCAAGCACAGGAAUAUAGUCCAAUACCUGGGCUCGGUCAGUGAGAAUGGCUUCAUCAAAAUCUUUAUGGAGGAAGUCCCGGGAGGCAGCCUCUCUUCGCUGUUGAGAUCGAAAUGGGGACCUCUGAAAGACAACGAGGCCACAGUUGUUUACUACACCAAACAGAUCCUGGAGGGACUGAAGUACCUGCAUGAGAACCAGAUUGUUCACAGAGACAUCAAGGGGGAUAAUGUGCUCAUUAACACCUACAAUGGGGUGUUGAAAAUUUCAGAUUUUGGGACCUCCAAGAGACUGGCUGGAAUCAAUCCGCGCACUGAGACUUUUACAGGAACUCUGCAGUACAUGGCACCAGAAAUUAUUGACAAGGGUCCGAGAGGUUACGGGAAGGCCGCUGAUAUCUGGUCUCUGGGCUGCACUAUUAUUGAGAUGGCCACGGGGAAACCUCCCUUCCACGAGCUCGAGAGCCCACAGGCUGCCAUGUUUAAGGUGGGCAUGUUCAAAAUCCACCCCAGGGUCCCAGAGUGCAUGUCCGAGGAGGCCAAGGCUUUCAUUGUGAGGUGUUUUGAACCCGACCCCGACCAGAGAGCCACGGCCGCUGAGCUGCUGCAGGACCCCUUCCUGAGGAAGCCUGCCAGGAGGAAAACCAGGACCCCCAGCCAGCCCCCCCAGAGCGACACGGUCCUGCCAGGUGACUAUCACCGAAGCAUGUCGGUCCCGCUGCGAGUUCAGGACACCAGCGGCUCUGUGAAGUGUGAUCAGACCUCCUCUUUAGACACCAGGAAGCCCAUACCGGUCCUACAGAGGAGUAAUACCAACCCUGGUACCAUUGAGAAGACCACAAAGCAAGGUCUCCUUGGAAGCGUGGUGGAGGAGUCUCUUUAUGACUUGAGCAGACCUUCGUCUCCAGAGGAGAGCCCUGGCUUUUUCAUGCUGAGGAAGGACAGCGAACGCCGGGCUACCCUGUACAAGAUCCUCACUGACCACGAGAACACUGUGGUCAGCAACAUACUGGAGACCCAGACUGAGAAUACAGAAGAGGCUGAAUUCACGGCUGAACACAUUGGUAUGCUGGUGUCCUCUCUGAGGGAGCACAUCCACACUCCAGACAGGAAGAACCUCACUAACAGUCUGGUCAAGCUCCGGGCGAAGCUCCAUUCUGAUGCAGUUCCGCUCAGCCACCUGCAGGAGGUGCUGUUCAGCUUCCAAGAUGCUGUGAAGAAGAUCCUGAGGCAGCAGAGAAUCAGACCUCACUGGAUGUUUGCUCUGGUUAACCUGCUCAGACAGGCGGUUCAGACAGCCAUUACCAUCCUCAUCCCAGAGCUCAAGAUGCAAGCACAGUCCUCGUUCGAGGCUGAAUUCCAGGAGGUAACAGCUCAGGGCGAGUGUGUAGCAGAGGAGAGAGAGGGGUCGCCCCCUGUGAAGGACCAGGAUGUUGAGACGUCUGGUGUGAGCACGCUCAGUUCAUGUACGCUGAGUGAGUUCCUGCAGGACCCCUGCCCACUGAUACUGCAGCUGAAAGAGCUCAGAGUGGAGACAGGCAGGCUGUUGACUCAGCUCGCUGAGAAGGAAAAGGAGUAUCACGAUCUGCUGCGGGACACUGUCAGGAAGAGAGAGGAGGACAUUGAGCUUCUCACAGAUAUCCCCUCUGUCUCCCCGUGCCACUGGAAGACAACCCAAGGAGACUCGGAGAGCUCCACUCUGACACAGUGGCUGCAGCGCACAGGGGCUGAUGGGGACACGAUCAACAGAUUACUUGCAGCUGACUUUUCUCUUCAGGAUCUGCUUUCUAUUGCUACUAGGGAUGACCUGAAAUAUUGUGGGAUAAGGGGCGGGAUGCUGUGUCGACUAUGGGCAGCAAUAACGAGGCACAGAAAUACCCCAAUCAAAUAGCCCUGGACUGCACAGCACUGGAUUUGAAAACACUCUGCACAUCUCCACUUACUAAUGGAAGCAGUGCAUCUAAUGUAGCAGUAACUUGAAAUCAUGACAUGGUUGAUGAAACCUUGCAUUGGACUUGCCUCAAAUUGAGGAUCUGCAAAACUACUAGCUGGUCCCAGGCUGGUCAGAGGGAUAGACUAGAAUGCAGUUAAUUUAAACUGAACCUUUGGGAGACCUAAUGUUUUUAUUAAUAUAUUUCAUAGAUAUAGGGGUUUAAUGAUCCAUUCCAGGUUUUAAUAUGAGCUGGAUGAGCCACAGUGUAAAGGUAGCAAGCUCAGGUGUGUCUUCUUAAACUCUUAGUAAAACCCUGUAUUUAAUUGAUAAGGUGCUAAAUAGAUCACUCCUGGAGGUAAGCAUUAGCGGAGUACAAUAUGUAGCUUAAGAGCGGCCACAUUAAGAUCCAACUAUGUUGAGAGAACAUAUUGAUUAGUGUUAGAUCAAGCUUUGGUGGUCUCGUGUGUUUGCUUGUGGACAGUGAUCCACAGAAAUGUUAUUCUAUAUUAUGUUGAUGGCAGGUCAGAGGUGAAGUAGCCUAAUGUUCCAGCUACUCAUAGGAUACACUGGACACAGUGUUCUAUUUAACCUGUACCCUUAUAAAAGGUUACCAUGGUAAAUUUGCACAGUAUUUUUGCAGUUUUCUCAUUCUUAUCCUGUUAUUAUGGUAUGCAUUUACCAUAGUUUACCAUGAUUUGGCAGGUUUUUUUUUUUUUUUGUAUGCUUUACCAUACCUGUCUGGACUUUGACAUGCUUUCAUUCAUCUUUAUUUCACUUUAUAGUGAUUUUGCUAUGUGAUUUUGCAUGUAUCUUUUAUAAAGAUACAUGCAAUAGACAUUAAACAUCUCGUUUUAUUGUUUUGGUUUUUUUUUAAUAUUCAAUUUAAUCAUCCAAGUUCUUCUCGUUCCCUGUACAUCUUGCACUAAAUUGAAAUAUUUCAACACUAAGAUGUAGCAGACUGCUUUUUGAAUUGACAUCAAAUGUAUACAGUAUUGGACUGAAAAAUAUGUUUUAGUUGCAAUGUGCUGCUAUAAUGGAAUCGGGUUUCAUCUUUUGUCUUAUCCUGUAAUCAGUAAACCCUUUUACAAAAAACAGCAUGGUAUUUGAGUGUUUGACAGAUACAGUUUUUACUUUGUGAUUCCCACACUAUUCCUACAUUCAAUGUGUGUGUGUGUGUGUGUGUGUGUGUGUGCGUUUCCAUCACAGCUCCCAGUACAGGAGGCUGUGUGGUCUGGUGGUUAAAGAAAAGGGCUUUUAACCAGGAGGUCCCCGGUUCAAAUUCCACCUCAGCCACUGACUCAUUGUGUGACCCUGAGCAAGUCACUUAACCUCCUUGUGCUCCGUCUUUCAGGUGAGACGUAGUUGUAAGUGACUCUGCAGCUGAUGCAUAGUUCACACACCCUAGUCUCUGU
Messenger RNA from Acipenser ruthenus (sterlet), 5576 nucleotides. Its product is annotated as mitogen-activated protein kinase kinase kinase 5-like. Gene Ontology annotation, biological process: protein phosphorylation; MAPK cascade; cellular response to stress. Lineage: Eukaryota; Metazoa; Chordata; Actinopteri; Acipenseriformes; Acipenseridae. Gene Ontology annotation, molecular function: ATP binding; MAP kinase kinase kinase activity. The record is from RefSeq and is a predicted model, not a curated record. The transcript is spliced from 29 exons. The coding region runs from base 166 to 4122 and encodes 1318 amino acids.